AAUGUUUUGAAAAAGCUUGUGUUGAUGAGACAAUGGUUUCGCUUGGUGAGAUAAAUCGAGAUACUGGGGUACUAGAAUGGAAGGAUUUUCCAUCUACACAUGACCUACAGAAACACUUGCGGACGGUGUUCAACAAAAAGAGCGAUCAUUAUGGGUUUUGUUUUAUUAAAUGUGCAAUCGACACUAAACAAUUAGCUCAGCAACUACUUGUUGUACCACCUUUUAUUCGACCUAAUAAGAAUGAUUUAUAUUCGCUAUCAAAAUUUAAUAUUAAUAUCAUGCUUAUCGAUUCCGUCUCACACAGUCAUUUCCUUCGCUCCAUGCCGACAACUCUCAAAAGACUUCGAUUAAUUCAGAAAACAUCAACAUCAGUAUUUAAUUUUGAAUUAUUUCAGUCGUUAAAAGGUAGAACUUAUGAAAACUUGCAGGCAAUGGUUUCUGGUGUGUUGUAUGAUGACGAGAGACCGUAUAUAGAGCCAGAAUUACCACCUGUGCCUAUGUAUCCAGAACGUUUGUUAGCCGGAUUCAAAAAGCAAGCAUACGAAACCAUGUACACGGAAGACAUUUGUUGGACUUGGAGAACAGGACUUGUUAAAAAUCUUCUAGCAUUUAUGCCAAAAGGCAACAUUACAACCAGAUGGCAACGUUUGAAUAUGAAGUUGGAAAAAGCCAAGAUUGAUCGCAUAGAUAUGACAUUAUCAAGUUGUGAGAUUUCAAAUUAUAAUCAUAUAUAUCUACCAUUUUUUGGACCUCCUGCAGUAUGCUACAACGGGCAAUAUCAACACCAUUAUAUAUUGGAUUACUUAAGUAAACGACAGAAGUCUUUAGAAGCAAACCAUCGGUCGUUUUUUCAUAGCACUUUGCUUAACGUUGCUCAUGAUGAUCAUGGUCGUCGUAUACAGACUCUAGAUGACAAUUUAGCAGAGUAUUUAACAAUUAUUUCUAAAUUAAACAACACACUUACAAUUGUUCUCUCUGAUCACGGGAAUACUUACGGUGAAUACCUUGAGAGAAGUGAAGAAGCUAGUGUGGAAAUGUUCCAUCCGGUCUUAUUUAUGGUCGUUCCACAUGGCGUUGCCAAAACAUUGGGAGAAAAGCGUAUGAAUGCCCUAAAGGUGAACCAACAGCGUCUAGUAAGUAUUUUGGACAUCCAUUAUGCUCUGAGGGUUUUAAGCGAAGGAAAACUAGACAAAUUAGAUGAAAAACACCAGAAAUAUUCAAUUAAGGCUGAUUUAAUCUUCUCAGAGAUAGAAUCAAACAGAUCAUGUGAUAGCAUUCCUAGAAUUGAUCCAAAUAUCUGCAUCUGUGAGGGUUAUGAAUACACUGCAGACAAUAAUGCAAGUUACGCGGUGAUGGCGGAAUUCGCUCUUGGUUCCAUCAACAACGAAAUACAGCAGCAAUUUCGCAAAUCGAAUCCAGAUGCUAUCAGAGGCUUUGGCUCCUGUCAACGACUAGUGGCACACGAUUUUGGCAACAUAAAACAAAGGGAAAAUGAGUUUGGAGAUCGUGAAGUUAAAAUGAAUUUAUAUAUUCCCAACCCGGAUGAGUUAAAGUUUAUGGAAAUCCUUAUGGUGACUUUGCUAGUUUCUCGGAAAGACAAUGGAAGCAUGCAUUUAGUGAGGUAUAAACGCAUAACAAAAUAUAGUCCCUUUGAAGGAUGCGUCGACAAAGGUGUUUCAAUCCAGUUAUGCGUUUGCUCAUUAAAGAAAGAUCGGAAUCAUAUUAAUCUGAAAGAAAUGCCUGAUUUCAGAAACUAUCCAGAAAUCUUCGGCAGCAGAACAUUACUUAAGCCAGUACAUAAGCAGUGUUUAUUUAUUUUCAAAAGAAAAAACAAAGCAGGAGUUGUUCUGGAAGCAGCAAAUCUGUGUAUGAAUAAAAAGUAUACAAUAAAACUGGAUAUAAUUACAGAAAACAUGGCAUUAAGCUCACGGUCAUCGGUGAAAGCUGACCUUUGGCCAGGAAUGAUGUCAUUUCUUGUUACGAUGCUCCAGACGUCAUUAGAUUGGGAUUAUAAGUAUACAGUGAAAUAUGAUUUGGUAGACGUUAUGAAAUAAACAUUUACUUAUUGAAAAUUAAUAUAAUAAUGGUAACUUUGAUAAUAAU
Molecule: messenger RNA, 2103 nt
Organism: Anneissia japonica
Lineage: Eukaryota; Metazoa; Echinodermata; Crinoidea; Comatulida; Comatulidae
Exons: 2
Coding region: 33-2054 (673 amino acids)
Source: RefSeq, a predicted model, not a curated record